AUGGCAAUCUUUAGCCUGUGGGUCAUCAACAAAGCUGGUGGCUUGGUCUACCAGCGCAAUUUUGCAGAUGGUCUUGCUCAGCUCACAUCAAACGAGUACUUAGUCCUCGCUGGCACUCUGCAUGGAAUUCACGCUAUCACAAGUCGUUUGUCCCCUGCUGGCUCAAGCUCAGGUGCACAGGUCAUUGAAGGGGAGUCGUUUAAGAUGACCAUCUUGUUGACCGCGACAGGAACCAAAUUCGUUCUUCUCACAUCCUUGGCAGAGGCAACAGCGGAUUCGGUUCUUCAGAGAGUGUAUGAGGCCUAUGCAGACGCUGUCAUGAAGAACCCAUUCCACACUCCGGAGAUGCCAGUUCGCAGUGAGGGGUUUGACACACAAAUUACAAGCCUUAUUGGCGCGGGACAACCAUGA
Messenger RNA from Suillus bovinus, 411 nucleotides. Its product is annotated as transport protein particle complex subunit. Bases 1 to 411 code for a protein of 136 amino acids. Gene Ontology annotation, biological process: endoplasmic reticulum to Golgi vesicle-mediated transport. Gene Ontology annotation, cellular component: TRAPP complex. The transcript has 4 exons. The record is from RefSeq and is a predicted model, not a curated record. Lineage: Eukaryota; Fungi; Basidiomycota; Agaricomycetes; Boletales; Suillaceae.